Messenger RNA from Carassius gibelio (silver crucian carp), 1958 nucleotides. Its product is annotated as potassium voltage-gated channel subfamily KQT member 1-like. Gene Ontology annotation, cellular component: membrane; voltage-gated potassium channel complex. The coding region runs from base 376 to 1101 and encodes 241 amino acids. Gene Ontology annotation, molecular function: voltage-gated potassium channel activity. The record is from RefSeq and is a predicted model, not a curated record. The transcript is spliced from 7 exons. Gene Ontology annotation, biological process: potassium ion transport. NCBI's taxonomy places the organism in Eukaryota, Metazoa, Chordata, Actinopteri, Cypriniformes, Cyprinidae.
UUUGUGUAGGGAGCUGAAACUUAGAGUCACCAAACGACAGCCAAGACACCUUGAGGGUUUAGAGAUGAUCUGUAAAGAGAAGUGGACCAAAAUCCCUCCUGAGAUGUGUGCAAACCUUUUGACCAACUACAAAAAAAUGUCUUAACUCUGUGCUUGCCAACAAGGGUUUCUGUACCAAGUUCUAAGUCAUGUUUUGCUUGGGGAUCAAAUUUAAUUCAAACUGGUGGUAUUCUGUCUCUGUCCGUUUAAAAUAACCCUACCAUAACAAUGACAGAUCCUUCAUUUCUUUGUAAGUGGGCAAACUUACAAAAUCAGCAGGGGAUCAAAUAAAUAUUUUCCCCACAUGCCAUUUUUUGUAGGUAAAGCUUCAUAUCCAUGUUCAUACCAUUUUUAAAAGCAUUGAGCUUGAUCUCUCUCCUCACAGAGCGGGUGCCAUCCUGGAACUCUCUAUCCUCUUUCCAGUUCUCUACACCACCAGGGAGAAAGCCUGGGAUUUUGGAAGUGCAGCCUCGGCCCACGCUCCAGAGGAGCAGCAGCAUUGCAGAUGAUAUGGAAUCCGAGCUGGAACGAGAGAUAUCGCUCGUUCCAGUCACUCAUGUGUCUCAGUUGCGGGAUUCCCACCGAGCUGCCAUUCGUGUGAUCCAGAGAAUGUUCUACUUUGUAGCCAGAAAGAAUUUCCAGCAAGCACGUAAACCGUAUGAUGUGAGGGAUGUCAUUGAGCAGUAUUCACAGGGUCAUCUCAACCUCAUGGUGCGCAUCAAGGAGCUACAGAGAAGACUGGAUCAGUCCUUAGGGAAGCUGUCUUUCUUCCAGACAAGUUCAGAGCGCAUGAAAGACAAAGGCAUAAACACUAUUGGCUCCAGACUCAACAGGAUGGAAGAGAAGAUCACACACAUGGACAGGACACUGAACAGCAUCGCAGAAUCUCUUAACCUCAUGUUGGCAAGGGAGAGAAGGGAAGAUCUGGCCAGAGGGAAGGAACUGCGCAGCAGCUUCCACCGCCAAUCAGCCACCUUCACCCUCUCAAUGCCGAGCAGACAGGACAGCCUGACCAGCUCUGAGCAACUGUCCACAACAACUGUUAUUCAUGAGGACAGCUGAGAUGCUAAAGCAGCACUAAACCACAUAGCGCCUGAUACUGGGUCUGUUUCAGACGGAAUUCAUAUAAGAGAUCAGUUUUGUUCGGCUUCAGCAUAGGCUGAUCUUGACUAAUCCUGUUCAUCUUUAGACAGUUGAAUUUCUUUUGAAGCAACAAGAUGUGUACAUAUUUUUUGAAUACCAUUAAGUAUGAUUUUGAGUUUUUGUUUAUUCAGUUAUUUUCUUAUUAUCUUCUUAUAUAUAAACGGUUUUCCAUACUUUUUGUGAGUGUUUGACUACUUCUGCUCCACACUCUUAAAAAUAAGGGUUCUAAAAUGGGUUUUUGCAGUGAUGCCAAGAACUAAUGGGUUCCCAAAGGAACCUUUUCAUAGCGUGAAGAAUAUUUUAACUAUAUAGAAGUUUUUGUGCCAUGUAAAGUUUUCAUGGAUAGAUAUAGAUGCCAAUAAAGAACCUUUAUUUUUAGGAGUACACAUGUGAACAUUGUGACCUUUUUUUGGAGGGUUAUGAUUUUCUGAAUGUUUUUAAAUGAUUUCUGUUGACAGGAACAAAAUGUGUGCUCUUUGCUCUCGAUUAUGAAUCACUAAUAAGCUUUUAGAGGCACACAAAUUUGUAAAUACUGCUUAACUUCAGCAGCAUAAAAACUUAGCUCUGUCCUCUCAAUCAUGUUUUAUGUAUAUUCCUUCACCAAUAUGAAUGUACUAGUUUUUGUACAAAAAAAGAAAAAAGAAAUACUGUUUCCUAGAAACACUACUGAUUCAAUUCCCCAGUAAAAUCCAAACUAAUUUUUAUGAAGUACUUUGUCAAAACUGCAACAUUGACAAAAGUUCUAUCCUGAAUAAACAUCUUGAUUUUUUCUUUUU